Messenger RNA from Tyto alba (common barn owl), 2744 nucleotides. It is a transcript of the gene MDH1B, whose product is annotated as malate dehydrogenase 1B. Gene Ontology annotation, molecular function: L-malate dehydrogenase (NAD+) activity. The transcript has 13 exons. The record is from RefSeq and is a predicted model, not a curated record. Bases 373 to 1851 code for a protein of 492 amino acids. Gene Ontology annotation, biological process: tricarboxylic acid cycle; malate metabolic process; oxaloacetate metabolic process. Lineage: Eukaryota; Metazoa; Chordata; Aves; Strigiformes; Tytonidae.
GAGCAGUUCCCCCGUCCAGGCAUUCAGGAUUGGAACGGAACAAUAAUUCAUUGCAACAAGAGCCAAAAACACACGCAGAGCAUUCGGUUUCCCAUCAGUGGUAUCUUCCCUCACUUCCUCGUGAAUGCUAUUACAAACUCUGACUUCAGAGCCCUUCAGCUAUGUGAUGAAACCACCAGCAGGCUCUGUCUGAAAGGUUUCAAGAAGUGUAUUUAAAUCAGAGAAUGAAACCCAACACACCCUGCCAUAAAGCCUACAGCCUGCUCCCAACACUGUAUUUCCUAGGGGACCUUUCACGGGAAGAUAAGACCAUGAGAUGCAAGCUGGGCAAGGGAAUCAGGGAACAGCCUGUAACUGCUUCUAGGAAACACCAUGUGGCCAACCCAAACAAGAGGUAAGGCAGACUGCCCUUACUAUGCCAAAGCUGAACUCCUGGCUGACUAUCUCCAGGGUAACUUGCCAGACUUCAGGGUUCACAAGAUCACUCAGCACCCUGACAAAUGGGAGCAGUGGCUUCACGACAUUUGUGCAAUGAAUGGAUGGGAACACAGAUGGUCUCCUAUUAUUUGGAGAGAACUGUUGGACCGUGGAGGGAAAGGUCUGCUUCUGGGAGGACUUAAUGAUUUUCUGGAAUAUGCUCAGCAGUAUUAUGGCAUCACCUCAAUGAUGUUGAAUGAGGAAAUGUUAGACAUAGCUGAGGAGAACCUGCGGGCACAUAUUGAAAUUGAAAAAGAGGAGGAAGAGAUUAAAGGUCUUAUCAAGCCUUUGCAGAUCUGGAUCACCAGUGCAUCAGCUCCAAUCUGUUAUCAGCUGGUCCCUGUGUUGGCAAGCGGAGAAGUUUUUGGGAUGAGCACAGAGAUCAGUAUCCAUUUGCUUGACACUGACGAGUUUAAGGAAGUUCUUUAUGGUAUUGUAAUGGAAGCUGAAGACAUGGCGUUCCCACUCCUCUGCAGUAUUUCAGAGCACACUGAAAUGGAUGAGGCUUUUAUUCAAGCUGAUAUCAUCAUUGUUCUUGAUGAUGUCCUCUUAAACUGUGAAGUCCAAUCCCAUGAGAACUACAUCAGAGAAGUGAGUGAAAUCUGUCAAGUGUAUGCUCCCCUGAUUGAGAAGAAUGCCAAGAGUGAGGUCAGAAUAAUUUCAUCGGGAAAAACCUUUGUAAACCUCAAGGCGAUGAUGAUUAUGACAUAUGGCCCAUCCAUUAAGCCCCAAAAUGUCAUUGCUAUUGCAACGUCCUGGGAAAGUGCAGCUAAAGCCAUGCUGGCCAGGAAGCUGAAUAUGAACACAGCAGGAGUUAAAGAUGUGGUUGUUUGGGGCAAUAUUACUGGCUCUAACUACAUUGAUUUGUCACAUGCAAAACUUUAUGGAUAUGACAGUGCUAUUUGGGGCCCACCUAAUUUUCCACGUCCUUUGUUGAAUAUGCUUUAUGAUAGCGAAUGGAUCCAUUCAGAAUUUCUAUCUGCACGGAGUUCACUGAGUUCCCGGGUCUCUCAUUGUGUAGGAAUGUUACCUGCUCAUGCAGUAGCCACUGUACUGAGAUAUUGGUAUCAUGACUCUCCUCCUGGGGAGAUCAUUUCUGUGGGAAUACUUUCAGAAGGUCAAUUUUGUGUUCCUGAAGGAAUUGUCUUCUCUAUGCCAGUGAGGUUCCGGAAUGGUAACUGGGAAGUCAUGACAGAAUUAGAAAUUAAUGAAACUACCCAAGAAGUUCUGGGUCGCUUAGCCCAUGAGCUGGUUCAGGAAAAGCUCAUUGCACUAAAGGAAAUUAAAGAAAUGCAGCCAUAUGGAGCUGAUAAAAUCACUAGUGAAAAAUAUUUGUGUCAAGAGAUGGAAAACUUGCCUACUGGUCCACUUUAGCCAGAGUUGUCUGGAGGAGAAAAUGCUGAAAAUUCCCAUACUAAAACAAUGUUUCCAUUGCUCAAAAGAGCUAAACUACAAAGAAAGGCUAAACAUUGUCAUAGCUUUUACAGUAUCUUCCUCAUCAAAAACCUGGAAAUAUACAGGCAAAAAAAUAUUUCAAAAUAUGUGUGAAUAUAGCAUUCUUAAUCUGGAGCAAAAUUCCUACUGACUUCAGUGAGUCUAGGAUUUCACUUAAAUCCAACAACUUAUUUCUUCAGUAAACAGUUUCAGAAACAUGGGUUAAUGUCUAAACUGUUCAUAUUUCGACAAUUUAGAGCAAUAUUGUCACACAUAGCAUAGUAGUUUUAUAACUCCAAAUUAUUUUUUCAGAUGUCAUGAGACACAGUACUUGUGUAAGUAUAUAUUCUUAGACAAAAUUGAUUUUUAACACAAAAAUUUAAGUGCAUACAUGUCCUUAGUGCCAAGAUCAUUUUUGUCUCCAUGUUUUUUUGUUUAUUUCAUGAGUUUUAUAGUGACUACUCAUAUGUUUUAAGUCAAACAUGCAAUUAAUUAAGUCUUUGCCUAAACACGAUUAUUGAGGAAAAACUUUCAUGUCUUUGGUGUCGUAAAAGACGGAGAUUGUGUUAAAUGAAACAUUAUUGUACUUGCUAAUUUUUUAUCAGAUGUGUUGAAAGCAAAAUAAAGUUUCCUUUUCUUUGAAUCAAAUACAUAUAGUUGGAAUAAAUUAAUUAUUUCUGUUCAAGUGGAGUUUCAAACUCUGAACAGGUGUAGACUGCUUCUUAGAUGAGGAAACCAAGAGGAGCUUAUUUGUUAUUUAUCAGUUGAUGUAGGCAAAAUGAGGAGGGGUGUCUCACUUUCUUAGGAGCUCAGAAAGCUGGGGUAUCACGAGG